AUGUCUGAAAGUGAAAAUAACCGCGACAGUAAAUUACAAAACCACCCUUGCUCACUUCGUGACCCAACAAAAUGUUUGGUGAAUUCUUGGCAAAAUCCCGGGGGUAUUAAAGGCGUUUAUUAUCUUCAAAGAUUAAAAAACAACAAUCGCGUGCCGCCAACUCCCCGGGCUGCCAGAUCAGCCACUCGAAGGGUUCCAUCAUGGAAGAAAACCGAGGAAAAUAACACUAAUAACAACAACAAGCAAAUGUGUGCAUUCGAUCUACUGGCGACAGUAGCCGGAAAGUUACUGCAGGAGGGCGGCGGUAGCCGUGGUGGUGGUGGAGAGGAAGCUGAAACCGUUAAGACAGAAAAACAAAUAGAAGAUGAGUACCCUUCGAAUGUUAAUAAUAAUAAUAAUAAUAUUUGUGAUCAAGGAAGCUGCAACAGCAGAAGCUUCUUUGUGUCUGAAAUAAUCUCACAAGCUCCUAUAAUGGACCCACAACCCGAAUCCUAUUCCGGACCUUCUUCAGAUAAUGUAAAUUUAGUUGUUAGAGAUGAUGACGAAAACUCUUCCCGGGUGACUCGGGUUCCUAAUAAAUCCUUUAAGCCACCACCGCGUAUUGGGGAUCGAAGAAUUAGGCGAUUGUUGGCAUCAAAAUAUUGGAAAUCGGGUCCCGAACUGAACGAUGAAGUUCAUUGUGAUGUUGACGAGGAAAUGAAAGGUGGUUUCCGUAAUAGGAAAAGUUGCUAUAAACGACUACGAUCGUUGAAGGAUUAUCCGUUUAAAAAGAGACGACUUUAUGAAUUUGAAUACUUCUCAAACUCGGAUGAUGUAGUUAAUAGCGAGGAUCAAUCGAGUCCUCCUCGAAAAGACUCGAUUGAAAAUGGUUCGGGUUUUGGUGUCAAAUCCACAGGAGGUACGAAGACAUCGGGACUUGUAUCGAAGCAAAAUCCAGCUUUUCAGACACGGGAUUCCCAUGUGAAGCUCAAGAUCAAAUCUUUUCGUGUUCCCGAGCUUUUCUUUGAGUUACCAAAAACCGCAACCGUUGGUUACCUAAAGAGGACCGUUAUGGAGGCGAUGACUUCGAUACUUAGCGGUGAGCUACACGUGGGUGUGAUGCUUCAAGGGAAAAAGAUUCGAGAUGAUGACAAAACUUUGGUACAAACUGGCAUACACAAUAAGCUAGAUGCAUUAGGGUUUACAUUGGAGCCUAACCAUUUGCAAGUUCCAUCAUCUCUAAGCCCAGGAGGAGAUCAAUCUUUUGCACCAAAUCCCAUUACCCCUAAGCCGUUGAUAAGGUAUACACCCGGUCCAAAUGUGGCUAAUCAGAUGGUGAUUCAACCGGAGGAGAAUCCUCCGGUGACAAAUUUUGGAAACUUGAUUGAAAGUGACCAUGACUCGGCACCAUCACCUCCCAACAUGUCUUUUGAUAACAAAAGUGGUUCGGGUUCGGGUUCAGAUUCGCGGGCUUUGGUCAGUGUCCCGGCUAUGAACCCACGGGCACUAGCGGUGGUCCCCAUGAGGAAAUCUAAGCGGUCUGAGGUGGCACAACGGAGAAUCCGUCGACCGUUUUCGGUUUCUGAGGUGGAAGCGUUGGUUCAAGCCGUUGAAAAACUCGGAACCGGAAGAUGGCGUGACGUGAAGUUACGGGCCUUUGAUAAUGCAAAGCACCGCACGUAUGUUGAUUUGAAGGACAAGUGGAAGACGCUGGUGCACACGGCGAGAAUAUCGCCACAGCAAAGAAGAGGCGAGCCGGUGCCUCAGGAGCUUCUGGACAGGGUGUUGGCUGCGCACGCGUAUUGGUCACAUCACCAAGCCAAACAACAGUUCAAGCAAACACCACAAUCGGAAACUUGUCGACUUCUUUGAAUAAAAAUCACAUUUACAUCUUAAUUAUCAUACUUUAAAAAAAAAAGUAAAAGAUGCAGAUUUUUUUUUUUUUUUUUUUUUUUUUUCCGUUCGGCCUCCCUUGAUAUCAGUAACUAUCUCUUGUUAUUAAAUCUUUCAUGUAAAAAGGUAACAAAAAAUAGGGAGGAAGAAUGGUAAAUGUCGGGUGUAGUUUUUUUUUUGUUUUUUUUUUUGUUAAGAAGCUCUCAUGCAUGCGUGGAGAGGGUUGGCGCGACGCUUGUAAAUGGGUCGACCGAAUAAGAGCUUGGUUAGUUAGAUUCUUUAUGAAAAUGUCCUUUCUUGUAAAGGGCAUUUUAUGUUUAUUUUAGUUUUUUCUUGUGUAUUUUCCGGAAGUAAUAGUAGGUUUAUUUUGUUAUGUUGUUGAAUAAGAUGACAAAUUUAUGUUUUGAUGCAUAUGUGCAUGUUUUGCAUCUUAAGGAUUUUUUUUCUUCAAAUUAUGAGUAGGUGAAAAUUAUUGAUAUUCUUUCGUAUUUUGGU
Molecule: messenger RNA, 2367 nt
Organism: Lactuca virosa
Lineage: Eukaryota; Viridiplantae; Streptophyta; Magnoliopsida; Asterales; Asteraceae
Source: the annotation of a GenBank genome assembly